Phytomonas sp. EM1 is the source of this 741-nucleotide messenger RNA. Lineage: Eukaryota; Euglenozoa; Kinetoplastea; Trypanosomatida; Trypanosomatidae. The record is from the annotation of a GenBank genome assembly.
AUGUCCCUUGAUUCGAGCAAGAUCUCCAUCGUUUCGGCGAAAAAAGUGGACCCGAAGAAGCUAAUCGAGGUCGGGGAUCGCCUCCCGACGACCCCCCCCCCGAUGGCGUCCCCGCGCUGCCCCCUCUGCUGCAUCGGCUACGGCUCCAUCCUCUCGAGCCUGACGACGCUGCUCUUCACGAGCUUCCUAACCGCGAUUGCGAUUCGCGGGGAAGGGCGGGUGCGGUACACCCUCAACGGGGCCGCCCGCCAGGCGCUGUGGAUGGCCCUCCCAGGGAGCCUUGUGGGGGCGACCCUGCAUUUUUUCCUUGCGGAGGCGAUGUGGAGCGGGCGACGAGGGAGCUGGGGCGCGGCCUGGGCGAAGGCCAUCGCCGUCAACAGCGUUCUUUGGGCCGCCGUGGUGGGGGGUGGGACGUUCGUCUGGCGGCGUCUGCUCCCCACCACCGCGGCCGGGCGUCGGCUUUACCAUCGCUACCCCAUCCCCGCGGAGGGGUUGGAGCUGCGGAUGCUCCGCGGCGGUCGUGGCGGGCGCGCCUUGCUGGCCGGGAUGGGGUGGUCCUACUGGGCGUGCGGGAUCGGCUUUGGUCAGCUCGGGCUCGCCACGGUGGUCGUCUUCUGCGUCGCGACCGACCGGCCGUUCUUGAUGAUGGCCCCGCAUGGCGGGUACGCGCGGUACUGCAUGCCCCCAUGGCGGCGGGAGCAGUUCGCCCUCAUGGCAAACACCCCGAGCAACUCGAGCUGA